GCUGAAGCUCUGGGUCUUCCAGAACCAGCCAAGGUGCCGUACUCCAGGUUUCAGAUGUAUCCAGAGCAUCUGUACGUCACCGGCCUGCCGGAAGGAAUCUCCAUCCGAAGGCCCAACUGCUUCGGAGCGGCUAAGCUGCGCAAGAUCCUGGCUGCCAGCGCUCACAUCCAGUUCGUUAUCAAAAGGCCGGAGCUUUUAGCUGAACAAGUUAAACAAGAGAUGCCUUUGAUGUCCGUAUGUGAAGCAGAGCCGGACGCCAAUGAUGCAACACCAGCAGAGGACGCAGCAGCUCUGUCCAAGAGACCCGGAUUCUCAGAGUGCAUGGAGUCCAAGCUGUCCAGGAUCGACCUGGCCAACACGCUGCGGGAGCAGGUCCAGGAUCUCUUCAACAGGAAGUACGGGGAGGCGUUGGGCAUCAAGUACCCCGUCCAAGUGCCUUACAAGAGGAUCAAGAACAACCCGGACUCCGUCAUCAUCGAAGGCCUCCCCCCCGGCAUCCCCUUCAGGAAGCCCUGCACAUUCGGCUCCCAGAACCUGGAGAGGAUCCUGGCCGUCGCUGAUAAAAUCAGCUUCACCAUCACCAGGUUAGACCAGGGGGGGUUUACCAUUAGUUGUUUCUAUUUCUAUUGCCAGCUGUAUUUACAGGCCAGUUUAGGUCUAAAACCAGUGAUGUUACCUGAAAUAUUGAAAACGAUUAUUCUGAGCCUCUUAUUGUGUGAUCCAGGUGAGGCCCUGGGCUCCGACCGCUCCGUGGUUGUCCCCUACAAGCUGAUCCGUGGCAGUCCCGAGUCUGUAGAAGUCAGCGGCCUUCCGGACGACGUCCCCCUCCGAAACCCCAACACCUACGACAUCGUGUGUUUGGAGAAAAUCCUUCAAGCUGCGGAUAAAAUAACGUUCAACGUGAAGAGCCAGCUGCAACCUUUUGCAGAAAUCUGCAGCCAGGCUUGUAACACAGUAGGAACAGACGCCUCGACUAACCGACGGAAACGCAAGAGAGUCCAUGAGAGCAGCCGCAUACCCGCUUCCUCUGACCUGGGGAUAUCAGCCAAUCAGAUUCCAGUUAUGCAGUGGCCCAUGUACAUGGUGGACUACAGUGGAGUUAACGUCCAGGUUCCCGGGAAGGUGAAUUACUGAAGGACAAACUGCAGCAAAGAGAUUUAAGGAGGCAUCGGUUUCUCUUCCAUUAAGGACACUAAACCGUUUCCAGAGGAACAAGUCAUGCCAAUCUCUGCAGAACCAUUUUAUAAAAGCUGCAGGUUCGACUCCGAAGGAGAGGAAGCCCAGAAUGUAUGUGUGUCAGAAAGCGUGGCUUGUUUUGCUUUUUAAGGAAAAAAAAAAAAGACUUAUUUAACUUUUUAAAGCUGGAAACAUCACUAACAUCAUGUUAUUUCCUUUUUUCAGUUACAAAGUGUCCGUCUACUGAGUCACCAUUUUAAGUUGAGCAUUUGGCUGCAGAAAUGAUCUAGUUCUGUUCAACUAUUUGUACUUUUUUAUUUAUUAUAUUUAUUCAAAUAUAACAUUUUGUGCAGGGAUGUAAAAUAUAUUAUUCUGUCAUACUUUGAGGAACUCAUUACACUAACUCAGAUUAAUAUAGGUAGCUGCUAAUCUUCAGACUGAAACAGCAGCUUUUAAGUGUCUUAAGUUGUUUUGUUCAUCAUGAGAUAAAAAAAGAAAAAAAAAGGACUAAAGGUUUGGUCAGCAGGAAGUACUUUAACUGUUAACAUUAACGUGUAAAAUAUGUCAUUUUAAGUCAGCCUGAAUGUAUCUUGUAAAGAAAAGAAUGGUAUGUAACUCUGCGAUGACCGUCUGGACUAAUUAUAUUUAAUAUGCUGUACCUUAACGCCAGUUAGGCCUUUCAAAUAAAAUGUGUUGCCUUGCACUUUCAAUCUGCUGCCAUUU
Molecule: messenger RNA, 1899 nt
Organism: Cyprinodon variegatus (sheepshead minnow)
Lineage: Eukaryota; Metazoa; Chordata; Actinopteri; Cyprinodontiformes; Cyprinodontidae
Product: general transcription factor II-I repeat domain-containing protein 1-like
Exons: 8
Coding region: 55-1134 (359 amino acids)
Cellular component (GO): nucleus
Molecular function (GO): DNA-binding transcription factor activity
Source: RefSeq, a predicted model, not a curated record